Molecule: messenger RNA, 1284 nt
Organism: Penicillium lagena
Lineage: Eukaryota; Fungi; Ascomycota; Eurotiomycetes; Eurotiales; Aspergillaceae
Product: putative proline-rich, actin-associated protein Vrp1
Exons: 2
Coding region: 1-1284 (427 amino acids)
Molecular function (GO): actin binding
Source: RefSeq, a predicted model, not a curated record
AUGCCUCCUCCCCCUCCUCCUCCACCGCCGCCGCCGCCUGGAGGACCUGGCGGCCCUCCUCCGCCCCCUCCACCAGGUCAACUUCCAAGCCGGCCAGCAAAAGGCGAAGUGAAAGAUAGGGGCGCACUGCUAUCUGAUAUCCGUGGAGGCACUCGUUUAAAAAAGGCCGUCACCAAUGAUCGCUCUGCACCGAUAAUCGCGAGCUCAGGAGGAGGCUCGGCAGCUCCUCCGAUCGGAGGAGCCCCUCCGGUUCCUGGCUUGAAGACGCCAUCUGGCCUCGCACCUCCCGUCCCAUCAGCGGCAAACCGGGCCCGAAGUAACAGCGAAGGAGUGACCGGCACCGAUGGUGCUGCGGAUGCGCCCGCUUCUCAAUUAGCAGGCUUAUUUGCGGGUGGAAUGCCCAAGUUGCGCAGUCGCGGGGGUAUUGCUACCGGUGCCACUCGCGACUCUCCCUACAUGUCAGACUCGGAGAGUGCACGCCGAGCGCCUGCUGCUCCCGCCCCAAAGCCUCCAACGGCUCCCAGGCCACCUGGAGCACGACCGCCUCUCCCUCCACCAUCAACAGAGUCACCAUCUGCUGCGCCCAUCAACCCGUUGGUUGCCAGCCUUAAGAAGGCGCCGCCGCGCCCCGUCUCUACAUCAUCCAAGACUGCGCCUCCGGAAGCUCCCCCUCCACGCGCACCUCCUCCACCUCCGGCGUCGCGGAAACCAUCUGCUCCUCCGCCUCCGCCUCCCUCUGCUAGCCCUGCUGCACCCCCACCACCGCCUCCCUCUGCCAGCCCUGCUGCACCCCCACCGCCGCCUCCAUCUGCUGCCCCCCGGGCACCUCCACCUCCACCCUCUGGCGCUCCGCCUUCUCUUGCUGCACAGGCAGCCCGCACAGCCCUGGGGCAUACCAACAGCUCACCGGUGGCGCCGCCACCACCACCGCCAGCCUCUGCUCCGGCUGCACCGCCUCCCCCUCCCCCCACAUCGCCUCCUAUCGUGCCUCCCAGCGAGCCUCCAGCCCGUCCAUCUCCCGUUCCUGUUCGACCCGCUUCGCACGAGCCUCACGCAACAUUGGAUCCCAGCGCCUACACCCUGACCAACGGCGGCGGGUCUUCGCCGACACCCAGUUCACGGAGCCCUUCGGCCCAUGGCAAUGUUCGCGUCGAAGAUACCCGGUUCAAAUUCCAGGGCGAGGGGCUACUCCCCAAGCCACGGCCGUUUACUGGAGGAGCUCGGCGGUACCGAGCCGGGCGAGGCAGCAGUGUGCCAUUGGAUCUCAGCGCGCUGAGUGGCUGA